This is a messenger RNA of Baudoinia panamericana UAMH 10762, 1128 nucleotides long. RefSeq lists its product as uncharacterized. The coding region runs from base 1 to 1128 and encodes 375 amino acids. Gene Ontology annotation, cellular component: cytoplasm. Lineage: Eukaryota; Fungi; Ascomycota; Dothideomycetes; Mycosphaerellales; Teratosphaeriaceae. Gene Ontology annotation, molecular function: tRNA methyltransferase activity. Gene Ontology annotation, biological process: tRNA methylation; cytoplasmic translation. The record is from RefSeq and is a predicted model, not a curated record. The transcript has a single exon.
AUGGGCAAGUCGUCAAAGGACAAGCGAGACGCCUACUACCGUCUAGCGAAGGAACAGGGCUGGCGAGCGCGAUCCGCGUUCAAACUCCUCCAGCUUGACGAAGAGUUCAAUCUCUUCGAAGAUGUGUCCCGCGUUGUCGAUCUCUGUGCUGCGCCUGGUAGCUGGUCGCAGGUUCUGUCCCGCGUGCUGAUCCAAGGUCAAAGGAUCGGUAGGGCGGCAUGGGAGGACAAGCGGUACAAAGAGCUUCUGCAACUGCGCCAGACUGGUGACGAAUCCAUGCAAGAUUCAGAUGCUCUGGCCCCCGCGCGAACAGUCAGUCCAAGGAACGAUGUCAAGAUUGUAGCUAUUGAUCUGCAACCCAUGUCGCCGCUCGAGGGCAUCAUAUGUCUUAAGGCAGACAUUACCCACCCCUCCACCAUUCCUUUACUACUCAAGGCGCUCGACCCUGACUAUGACCCGGCCUCAACCUCUAUCGAGACCGCUCAUGCGGUCGAUCUUGUGAUAUCGGACGGUGCACCGGACGUCACAGGCUUGCAUGACUUGGAUAUAUACGUCCAAUCACAACUACUCUGGGCUGCGCUGAACCUGGCCUUGUGUGUACUGAAACCCGGCGGCAGGUUUGUGGCCAAGAUUUUCCGGAGCAAGGAUGUCGACUUGCUCUAUGCUCAGCUGAAGGUCGUCUUCGAGACUGUCGCAGUCGCCAAGCCGAGAAGUAGUAGGGCCAGCAGUGUUGAAGCAUUUGUUGUCUGCACCAAUUUCCGCCCUCCGAAGGGGUUCAAAGCUAGCCUUGAGAAGCCCCUGGGUGCUGGCCGCAGUAUCCGGACUUCCCAAAAGCUUCCGUAUAGCCAGACUGGUCCAUCGCGUACAAUCCGUGAAGAUGGCAUCACCGAGCUUGACCUAGGGUCUGACUCAGACGCAGAGGACAGCGAAAUCCGCUGGAUCGCGCCGUUCUUAGCAUGCGGUGAUCUGAGCGCAUUUGACGCAGAUGCGAGCCAUAAGCUGCCGGAAGGCCAUGUCAGCCUCGAUCCUAUACAACCCCCCACCGCUCCUCCAUACCGAAAAGCGUUAGAGGAGCGGAAGAAGAUGGGCGGAGCUUACGGGAAGACGAAGCUUAGUAGCAUCGAAUAA